Molecule: messenger RNA, 486 nt
Organism: Peronospora farinosa
Lineage: Eukaryota; Oomycota; Peronosporomycetes; Peronosporales; Peronosporaceae
Source: the annotation of a GenBank genome assembly
AUGGGUUUACAGGAAAAGAUCAACGCGAACCCAACGGUAUACGCCGUGUCCGCACCAGCGCGCAAGAAGUUCAACGUGGACGAAGAACUUGACGAAAACACCCCUGACCCGUUUGAGCCAGACGAGAUAUUUGAAAUCCUUCGACACGUCAAUGACCCGGAGCAUCCGCUGACACUCGAGCAACUUAAGGUCAUGUCACUGGAGAAUAUCCACGUAGAUGACGCCAACUCGCGCAUUAAAAUUUAUUUCACGCCCACUAUCCCGCACUGCAGUAUGGCAACGUUGAUUGGACUGUGCCUUCGCGUGAAGCUAUUGCGGUCGCUGCCGCCGCGUUUUAAGGUAGAUAUUCUCAUCACACCGGGCACGCAUUCGUCCGAAGCGGCGGUGAACAAACAACUUAAUGACAAGGAGCGCGUGGCAGCUGCGCUGGAGAACUCGCAUUUACUCACAGUCGUGAAUAAGUGCAUUGCCAAUACAGACAAGUAA